CGCAGCGGUGAUCAGUCUGCGCCGCAAAAACUGACGCUGACUAGUUUAAACAUCACAUCUUCGUAGAUCAAGCCGAUUCGGAUCAAACCUUCAUCAUGAUUCCACCGCAACGUCAUACUGGGACUCCCUUCAUCAAAGGCGAUACAAGCCCGUACCACUUUCCGCAGUGCGAAGAGCAGUGUAUCUGACCUAUGUAAUCAUCUGGUAGUAAGUGAUCGUACCACUUGCAUCGUCUCUGACAUCUUGCUUGCAUUGUUGCUCCACUGGCAGGUUUUCAUUUUAUUAACCGAGCCAUGUCCUUCAAGCUUUAUCACAAUCAGACCGGUGAUCUAUGCGUUCCGUGUAUUUCAUAUGCGUUAUCCUUAUUCAUGGUAACACGAAUACUCAUCGAAUAAUGUGUUCACUCGCAGGUACCGUUACUUGGAUAUUCUCGGGUAGUAAUUGUUCUCACCAUAAUGGUUGCAUGUACACAGCUUUGCUUCAAAAGCCCGAUAGCAGUUUCUUCAGCGCUCAAUAUCAUUGUACGUGUUCUUACAUCAAAUCACUGUCUGAUUCCAAACGCAUGACAACUGAUCCCAGACCCGUCGCCACAGCUUGCCAAAACGAUACAGCAAUACCUACACGUGUUUGCGCAGUGCGCGCUGAGCACGGCGUCCAUAUCUUUCUGCCAAGUCGAGAUUUAAUCUCGAUUCGUCUCAUGUUCUCCGUGUCUGCAUUCUUAAAGUCGAUGUCGUCAUCCCCGCCCAAUGUUCCCUGUAUUUCAUGUCACCAAUACCGAAACUCCAGGCUAUUCUUUAACAUUUGCGCCGAACUAUAUAACUUUUUUCUAUUGCAGCUCGUUCCUUCUUAUUUCUUAGUAGCCAAUGUUGGCCCAGGCUCAAAUACUCGACUUUGUCAAUGUUUCAAAAGACCAGGCCCUCACUUUGACGACAUUAAUGUCCCUCUGAGUUGGAGCGUCUGCCAUAAAUUUACUCUUUCCUCAGUCGUCGACUGGAAUUUCGUCAUCCUGCCACAGCCAAGUGCUCAUGCUGUAUCACAAUAUUCAUGUCUUACAGCAUUGGUCGUUGCCUAGCACUAGACACACAAUGCAACCUGAAUCCCCACAGGAAGCAAACACAGCAACACGCUCCAGCGCAGUGACAUCAUUGACACAGACAAUACAUUCAGAUGCGUCACGACCAACCGCCCAACAACCGCCCCUUCAAUUGUUACGAUUGCCUGCAACACCAAAGAUUGCGCGCCUUGAACAUCAUAUCAAGUUCGCAUUGCAGGGCGAUUUAAGUUGCCACUUGCCCUGCUACUUAUGUAUUAGUUACGUUAGCUAAAGAAGUCAGGUCAGCAUACGCAACGCUAUACUCGUG
Suillus fuscotomentosus is the source of this 1361-nucleotide messenger RNA. RefSeq lists its product as uncharacterized. The transcript is spliced from 2 exons. The record is from RefSeq and is a predicted model, not a curated record. Bases 332 to 1072 code for a protein of 246 amino acids. Lineage: Eukaryota; Fungi; Basidiomycota; Agaricomycetes; Boletales; Suillaceae.